AAGGGUGGGCUCCUUUUUCAGGCUUUUUGCGAAUAUCUUGGAUUUUUUUUCGGAUCCCUUUUUCCUUGGCAGCGAGGAAUGACCAGGUACAUUGGAAGCUCUAUCAAGUUAUGUGCUGCUGUGGCUGCUCUCCAGAAGAUCAAGCAAAUCCGACAGUCGUUAGGUGUGGACAUGAGUCUUUGGACGCCGUUGAGUUUUCAUCCAUUGACGCCGGAGGAGAAAUGCGAGGCUGAAGAUCCCUCGAAUCUCAACGGACACAAGAUCACCAUUGCUCAUGAGAUUCGCAAGCUCUUUCUGGUGUCUGACAACGAGGCCUACAAUCGACUCUACGGGUUCAUUGGGCAGCGAUGCCUCAACCAGGCAAUGUGGGAUGCUGGUCUUGAAAGUGUGCAGUUAACGCAUCGGCUCUCGAAGCCGAUGACGGAGAUCGAGAAUCGACUGUGUGCAGCGGUGGAGGUGGAUGCAGAAAGCGGCGCGUUCACACUGGCGCCGAAACGCAGCACUCUUCAAAUUGACAAGGCCAAACAUCUCAACGGCAUUGCGAUCGGGACCGCCCACCUGAUUGGUGAUAAACAGCUGGUGUUGUACAACGCGGUUCAACUGCUCUGCUUGCCCAUUCGCCUCUGGGUGAUUACCUGAUGUCAUUUGCAACUGCGUACCUUGUUUUGCAGCUGCAACUUUCCUUAAUUCACUGGUGAAUCACACAUCCCGGUCACUAACUAUAGGCUUAGGCAGUCCAAAAUCUUUUUAUUUUAUUUUAUAUAUAUAUAUUAAAGCUCCAUCUAUUGGUGGGGAGCUGCACCUGCUGGAAACCGGGUCCAGCGUCCCUCACAUUAUGAAAGUAAACAGAGUAUAGAAGA
Messenger RNA from Chara braunii, 860 nucleotides. The record is from the annotation of a GenBank genome assembly. Lineage: Eukaryota; Viridiplantae; Streptophyta; Charophyceae; Charales; Characeae.